Molecule: messenger RNA, 3448 nt
Organism: Oncorhynchus gorbuscha (pink salmon)
Lineage: Eukaryota; Metazoa; Chordata; Actinopteri; Salmoniformes; Salmonidae
Gene: rhbdl3
Product: rhomboid, veinlet-like 3 (Drosophila)
Exons: 9
Coding region: 771-1892 (373 amino acids)
Cellular component (GO): membrane
Molecular function (GO): serine-type endopeptidase activity; calcium ion binding
Source: RefSeq, a predicted model, not a curated record
UGAAACGAAAAGUAAAACAGUGUUUGGUACCAUAAGUGUCCUAAACUGACUAUGAUCGUAGCUCAGUGGGUGCUAUGAUUCAUGAUUGAAUUCGCCACCCUUUCAGUGAAUGUUGGAUGGAAAUAUUACAGGAUAGAAUUGUCCCUCUUUGAAUUAGAUCCGUAUCAGGCACUUCCACUGUCUGAAUACUAUGUUAUGUAUUUUAAUAGCCCACACUCACAUUUGUGAGAGUUGAAUUUGAAUCCUCUUCAGCCAAGUCUCCUCACUGAGUCGCAUGCGCGCACUGUCUAUCUGAUGACAUAACGUGAUAAAGUACUGGAGUGAGAGCCAGCUGGUGUGAACCGGGGUACUUCGAAGCCUUCUGUGGGUGUGGGUGGUGUUCUCACCUCGCAGCCAAACAUCCAUAUUUCUCUGCGCCGGAGGCACGCAUGUGGCAGUACAACAGAGCCGAAGGUAAUUGCCUGCCUACCUUCCGGCUUGAACAGUGCCCGAGUGCAGGCUGGUCGCGAUCCAACUCGGGGAGCAGAGUCGGUGUGUUCCUAGAGGCUGCUGACUGUGAGACGGCGGAGUUCGGCAACUGGCUGAUAUGCGUCGCUGAAAACAACUGCGAGAGUACAAUGACGCACCUGAAUUUACACUUGCGCGACUUUUGGACGGUCGACUCGACAUCUUUUGAGUGAGUCACAUUGGAAUGAACAAUCACUGCUGUCAACUUGGAUAGUUGCCUGCCUGUCCGUCCCAAUGAGAAUUCAGUACUUCCGGAGUGAAAAAUGCCGUGUCUGUCCACAGAGAGCUGGACUGAGGUGCAGUUCGACUCAGAGAGUUCAGGCUUCAUCAGUACAGAGCGGUUCAGAGACCUGCUGGCGGCCCACGGCUCGGAGCUGGACCCUCACAAGCUGGAGGUUCUAUUGGCCCUCGCCGACGGCAACGCGGACGGAAAGAUCUGCUACCAGGACUUUGUCAACCUGAUGUCCAACAAGCGCAGCAACAGCUUCCGGCAGGCCAUCCUCCAGGGGGGUCGUCAGUUGAAGGGGGCCGGGGCCCUGGGGGAGGAGGUGGGUCUGGGUCUGUCCCAGAGGCUGGUGAGGCACAUCGCCUAUGAGACCCUGCCCCGGGAGAUCGACAGGAAGUGGUACUUCGACAGCUACACCUGCUGCCCACCACCCUGGCUCAUCCUGGCGAUCACCAUCGCUGAGGUGGCAGUGUUCAUGUACUAUGGCCUGCAGUUGGACCGCUGGGUGCUGCAGGUGUCCAGUCCCCACUUCCUGAGGGGCCCACUGCCCUACCACCCCCAGCUACGGAUUCAGGCCUGGAGAUACCUCAGCUAUGCCUUCAUGCACGCAGGGAUAGAACACCUGGGUCUGAACAUGGCCAUGCAGCUGCUGGUGGGAGUCCCUCUAGAGAUGGUCCAUGGAGCGCUGAGGAUAGGACUGGUCUACGUGUGUGGCGUACUGGCAGGCUCCCUGGCCGUGUCUGUCACUGAUAUGACUGCUCCGGUGGUGGGGUCAUCUGGAGGAGUCUACGCCCUGGUCUCAGCACACCUGGCCAACGUCGUCAUGAACUGGUCGGGUAUGAAAUGUCAGUUUAAGCUGUUCCGGAUGGCCAUGGCUCUGGUCUGCAUGAGUGUGGAGUUCGGCCGUGCCGUGUGGCUGCGGUUCUACCCGCCGGCCUUCCCGCCCUGCCCCAACCCCAGCUUUGUGGCCCACCUGGGGGGUGUGAUGGUGGGGCUCACCCUGGGGGUUGUAGUCCUCCAGAACUACGAGCAGCGUCUCCAAGAGCAGUCUCUCUUCUGGAUCUUCUUCUCCGUCUACUUCCUCUUUGUCCUCUGUGCAGUCUUCUGGAACGUCUUCGCCUACAGCCUGCUGGACGUCCGGCUCCCCCCCACGCCGUGACCUCUCCCCGCCUGUGAGGGCAAACUGAGAGGGCCAACUACGUACCUCAGAUCCAAUGGAACAUAACUAUCUAGGUCUAAGACUUCAGAAUUUGUAUCUUCAUUUUAGAGUACCGUAUGGAACAGACUAUGGCAGCAUCUCCUCUUAAACCCGAUGGUGCCUAUGGCUGUAAGAAAGAGGUUAUUAUGACAGCUAGCUUCAAUGAAGGACAAUUUCAUAGGGUUGGAGAUUGUUAUGAUACACAUGUCUCCGAUCCGUCUCAUGCUAUUAGUGCUGUUACCUGUAAGUCUGGACUGAAGCUAUGAAAUGUUCCACUGUUGACAUGUUACACUGUACUGAGUGCAUCUGACGUGAUCUGGUUUUGUUCCGACUUCCUGAUCUUUCUUUGGUUACCUGACUGUUUAUACAUUCAACGAUGCUACAUUGUUGCCUUUCACAAUACGUCUGGCAAGACAAAUGGCUAAAGCAGAAAGAGAUCGGUACUCGAGCUAGAUAUUUGCAGGGAGAAUUGGCUUACGUGUGUGUGUGUGUGUGUGUGUGUGUGUGUGUGUGUGUGUGUGUGUGUGUGUGUGUGUGUGUGUGUGUGUGUGUGUGUGUGUGUGUGUGUGUGUGUGUGUGUGUGUGUGUGUGUGCGCCGUUUGCAGGAGUGGACAGUAUUGGAGGAGUGCACAGUAUCAUCCGGGUUACACUGACUUACAUUAUUUUGUCGUGUGCAAAUGGAAGUGGAGGUUGAAACGAAGAUAUAUGUGAUGUUCAAGCCCUCUGUGUUCCUGACUGUUGCCAAAACCGCCCCUUAACCAAUAGCAUACAAAAGACAGAGCACUACAGAGAACAUGUACUGUUUUAUUAAUAGGGGAAUAUGUUGCCUUCUGCGAUGAGUACUGGUUGAGUUGAACAUCAGCAUUCUCCCUCUGGCACAGACUUAGUGAUAGGUAUUCAAUAUUGAACUCUGUUACAGACUGUGGAAAUGGUGCUACAUGUGAAUAGGUUCCUCUCUCCAGAGUUAGCCUUCAGUUAGUACUGUACUGUCAAUGCCCUUAUUAAGGAGAAAGCUAAGCCAUGUUGUGUUGGAUGCUGUGUUUGCUUCAACAGGAGAACACGUCACAUCUCAACCAGCCAAGGCUCAAAUUAGCCUGGUCCCAGAUCUGUUUGUGCUCUUACCAACUCCAUUGCUGUCAUUGUCAAGCCACAGAUGUUUGGCUUGACAAUGAGUGACAUGGAGUUGACAUGGUACCAGGAACAGACUGGUACCAAGGCUAGCUCAAGCGUGUACUUUAAAUUAACCUCACGUUAUGCUGCUUCACACAAAAUAAAUGAUAAGAAAGACUAAUUAUUAACAAAUUAAUAUUUUAACAUACAAUAGCCGGUUGUUGAUUCUUGAAUUGGUCUACAAUGUGAUGUGUAAAUGAUCCUGUGUAUUUAACAUUUGUUGAUUGUAUAUUAUAAGGUCUGAUACGGAACAUAGUGGUAACUGACAAUAUUUUAACAAUGCAUAUUUUGUAGAUUUGAUAUGUAAAUACUGAAUACUGGAAUAAAAUCAACUGUUUUUAUAAUGA